AAAUGGUAAACUCUCAACAGGACUACAUCAGUGUUACCGCACUCUUUGUGGUAAAUCUACUCAAUUAUGUGGAUAGAUAUACGGUGGCUGGUGUUCUUACUCAAGUUCAAACAUACUAUAACAUUUCCGACAGUUUGGGUGGUCUGAUUCAAACUGUAUUUCUGAUCUCUUUUAUGGUAUUUUCACCGGUAUGCGGGUAUCUUGGAGAUCGAUUCAAUCGAAAAUGGAUCAUGAUUAUUGGCGUUGGGAUAUGGCUCGGUGCCGUGCUUGGAUCCAGUUUUGUGCCGGCUAAUCACUUCUGGCUCUUCCUGGUGCUCCGAAGCUUCGUCGGAAUCGGAGAAGCAUCCUACUCAAAUGUGGCUCCAUCCUUGAUUUCCGAUAUGUUCAACGGACAGAAAAGAAGCACUGUAUUCAUGAUUUUCUACUUUGCAAUUCCGGUUGGCAGUGGCCUUGGAUUUAUUGUUGGAUCCAAUGUGGCAACUUUAACCGGACACUGGCAAUGGGGAAUUCGAGUUUCUGCGAUUGCCGGACUCAUUGUCAUGAUUGCCCUUGUACUUUUCACCUAUGAGCCUGAGCGAGGAGCCGCUGAUAAGGCGAUGGGAGAGUCGAAGGAUGUUGUUGUGACUACGAAUACUACAUAUUUGGAAGAUCUUGUCAUUCUUCUCAAGACCCCAACACUUGUUGCAUGCACUUGGGGAUACACUGCCCUGGUAUUCGUGUCUGGAACUCUUUCGUGGUGGGAGCCUACAGUAAUUCAACAUUUGACUGCUUGGCAUCAAGGACUUAAUGACACAAAGGAUCUGGCAAGUACUGAUAAGGAUCGAGUAGCUCUUUAUUUCGGAGCAAUCACCACAGCUGGAGGACUCAUCGGUGUCAUUUUCGGAUCGAUGCUCUCCAAAUGGCUGGUAGCUGGAUGGGGACCAUUCAGAAGACUCCAGACAGACAGAGCACAGCCUUUGGUGGCUGGUGGCGGGGCGUUGCUUGCUGCUCCAUUUUUACUUAUUGGAAUGAUCUUUGGAGAUAAGAGCUUGGUGUUGCUGUACAUUAUGAUCUUCUUUGGAAUCACCUUCAUGUGCUUCAACUGGGGUCUGAACAUCGAUAUGUUGACGACUGUCAUCCACCCGAAUCGGCGAAGUACUGCUUUCUCCUACUUCGUACUGGUAUCCCAUUUGUUUGGCGACGCUUCUGGUCCGUAUCUCAUCGGGUUAAUCUCCGACGCAAUCCGCCACGGAUCCACAUAUCCUAAAGAUCAAUAUCAUUCAUUGGUAAGUGCCACGUAUUGCUGCGUGGCACUGCUUUUGCUCUCUGCCGGACUGUACUUUGUGUCCUCACUCACGCUGGUCUCGGAUCGGAAGAAGUUCCGAGCGGAAAUGGGUCUCGAUGAUCUUCAAUCCAAGCCGAUUCGAACAUCAACUGACAGUUUGGAACGGAUUGGAAUUAACGACGACGUUGCGUCGUCCCGACUUUAAUUCCUCCUUGAUUUCAUUGCUUUAAUGUCCAUAAUUUGGGUUUAUGUAUUUUUAGAACAACGGGUUUUUUGUCGUUUUUGUGAAGAUUUUUGUAAACUGCUAAUUUUUAUUGUAUAAAUAAAAACUCUUUUAAAUAAA
This is a messenger RNA of Caenorhabditis elegans, 1607 nucleotides long. It is a transcript of the gene spin-2, whose product is annotated as Major facilitator superfamily (MFS) profile domain-containing protein. The transcript is spliced from 4 exons. Gene Ontology annotation, molecular function: transmembrane transporter activity. Gene Ontology annotation, cellular component: membrane. Lineage: Eukaryota; Metazoa; Nematoda; Chromadorea; Rhabditida; Rhabditidae. The record is from RefSeq and is marked reviewed. The coding region runs from base 3 to 1469 and encodes 488 amino acids. Gene Ontology annotation, biological process: transmembrane transport.